AUGGAUUUAGCACUUUCACUACAACAAGACGGCGAGAAUUGUCACAGUCAAGACGAGGUCAAACCUUCUGCCCCUGCUCCCGAGGAAAGAGACAUGAACAACAUUCAGAGACAUCCGCAUGCCAGGAGCAGGACACCCGAACCUCAGGUUGAUCAACAAGUCAGCAAUUCUGAUCCGCCAGACACUCCUGGUGCUCUCGAACCGUUUGACUGGGAUGAGUUUGAAGCGCGUUAUGAGGCUGCUUUGCAAGAGGCAGAUGAACGGGAGCGGGAGAUUCUGAAGGAGGCAGAUGCCCUAUCAAAGUACUUCAAAAUUUGGGCAGCUUCUGCGUCAGCGCACGAUGAUGAGCGGGCAGCGAAGCGCCUACAAACACGAAGACGCUUUGUAAAUCUCGCUGAAGACAAAAUGGAACGAAAACAACAGCAUUAUGAUCAAGUUGUGAGAGCCUUUGAAAGUGCUUUAGCGCUUCUCAAGUCCCACCUGGGCGCGUCUUCCGCCAAUCUCGCCAAAGCGCAAAGCAUGCCUGAUCUCGCGUUAAAGAAAAACCAAGACAUGCCGCAAUCAAACGAUGAAAGUACAACGAGUGCGCAUGUAAUACCCAACAUUUCCCCCGAUGAUCUUUUCGCUUUCCACAAAUCCCAUUUCUCGCACACAGCCCUCGCCGCCUUCGGAUCUGAAUUCAUAGACUCGCCCCCCCGGGAUCAAACUCAAGAUGACGCCGUCGACGACACCUGGGAGGAGGAAGACGAUGACCUGGGCUAUUAUCCGGAUGGUGUGAAAAGGACUUUGACGGAUGCGCAAAUCGAGAUAUUUCGACAUUCAGAACUCGAAACUCUGCGCAAAGAGAAAGAAAGAGCGAAACAGCUGGGCUCGAAAGAAACAGCGCCGUCGAGCGAGGCCAUGGAUUUGAGUGAUGAUACCCCUAUUUCUACGCAAACCAAAAACCUGUCUUCCACGUUACCUGCUUCCUUCCAGAGUAAUAAGAAACGAAAGAAGAAGAAAGGUCUUAAGCGCCCUCGCCCUGAACCGAAACCGGACUUGCGCAAACGAACCUGGGACGUCGUGGACAAGGGCUUGGACACGCUGGAAUACGACUAA
Fusarium redolens is the source of this 1098-nucleotide messenger RNA. RefSeq lists its product as uncharacterized. The coding region runs from base 1 to 1098 and encodes 365 amino acids. The transcript has 5 exons. The record is from RefSeq and is a predicted model, not a curated record. Lineage: Eukaryota; Fungi; Ascomycota; Sordariomycetes; Hypocreales; Nectriaceae.